GGGUAGUGCUUGUACCGGGGUCUUCGAACAAAUCGUUUUUGCGCGUCCCGAUGCGAGUUCGUCAGUUAACGAAAUUAUUUCUUUGUGUUAUAUCGUGGAGGUGAUUAAGUUGGCUCGGCGAUACUUUCCUGGCGAAGUUGCGUGGCAGAAUGAAAACCGACAAAACGGUCGUGAAGAGGAGAGUGCUUAAUGAAGUCCAACCAACAGCGUACAACCAGCGGCUACUGGUAGGAGCGAGCGGAAUCAUGCGAAUGGACUUGAAAAAGGAAAGUAGCAGCAAAAGGAAACAAGCUUUCGAUGUUGAAAACGAAUCUGAGGUGUCUUCGAAGAAGCUUGCCACCAGGAACGAUGACAGCGUUCCUACAAAAGCUGAGGUGACAGACAGAAACGCGUCCUCGAACGCUUACGACCUCCUAGUCAAAGAUGAGGUUCCCAUUCAGUACUGGAAGGAGCUUGCAGAGCAGAGGCGCAUCGCCCUCGAGAAGGCCUUGCAAGAAAAUGAAGAGCUCCACGAACAGGUCGAACUGCUCACAGAAGAGAACAAGCACCUUCAAACCAUCGCCGAUCAAGCUCUCCCAUUGGCCGAGCUCGUGAAGGAUCUGACUGGAGAAAAUCUGCCUAGAGAGGAUGAAGACGAAUGAAGAUUUGUUCCCUUUUUCAUUGUAAAUAACAUGAAUGGUUUUUUGUGCCGAAUGAUUUCCCAAAUAAAACAUAGUUCAAGUUGCUGGCUGUAAAA
This is a messenger RNA of Ixodes scapularis (black-legged tick), 736 nucleotides long. It is a transcript of the gene geminin, whose product is annotated as geminin. The record is from RefSeq and is a predicted model, not a curated record. The transcript is spliced from 6 exons. The coding region runs from base 150 to 641 and encodes 163 amino acids. Gene Ontology annotation, cellular component: nucleus. Gene Ontology annotation, biological process: negative regulation of cell cycle; negative regulation of DNA replication. Lineage: Eukaryota; Metazoa; Arthropoda; Arachnida; Ixodida; Ixodidae.